Galendromus occidentalis (western predatory mite) is the source of this 640-nucleotide messenger RNA. RefSeq names its product dCTP pyrophosphatase 1. The transcript has 4 exons. Lineage: Eukaryota; Metazoa; Arthropoda; Arachnida; Mesostigmata; Phytoseiidae. Gene Ontology annotation, biological process: DNA protection; dCTP catabolic process. The record is from RefSeq and is a predicted model, not a curated record. Gene Ontology annotation, cellular component: cytosol. The coding region runs from base 95 to 538 and encodes 147 amino acids. Gene Ontology annotation, molecular function: dCTP diphosphatase activity.
UUUGCGAUGAUGUGAUGUUCGGAGCGCACGUCGGGGGCGCAUCGCAUAAAGCGAUUUCUAUUACGUAGCUGACCCAGCCCUUCCCGGUCGAAGAAUGAGCUCAGAGGGGAAUGAAGAACCGACGUCGGCGGCGUCUCCUGGGACAACAUUCAGUGAUCUUUCUCUGGAGAAGCUGCGUCAGACAGUGGAGAAAUUCUGCGUUGAACGUGAUUGGCAACAGUACCACACUCCGAGGAACCUCAUGCUAGCGCUCGUGGGCGAGGUCGGCGAGCUGGCAGAAAUUUUUCAAUGGAGAGAAGUUUCUCCGAACGCUCCGGAAUUAUCGCCCCGGGAGAAAAUUCAUCUAGGGGAAGAAUUGAGCGAUGUGCUUUUGUACUUGAUCAGGUUGGCCGAUAGGUGCGGAGUCGACCUCAGUGCUGCAGUGUUGCGAAAGAUCGAGAAAAACGCUGAGAAAUAUCCCGUGGAUAGAGUCUAUGGGAAGGCGAAAAAAUAUAAAGAAUAUGAGGAAAAUGAGGGUCCCAGCCACGAGAACUCCUAAUUCCUUGUUCGACUCGACCGUGAAGCCAGAAAACAGAAAACGCUCUCUUGCAUCCGGGAAUCCAUCAAACGAUCGACUUGUUCUCCCAGGAAGCCGCCGUUG